GAUACUGCACAGCAUCGCCUCCUGUGCAUCCCGCCUUCGGCUCGUUGUCUCUUGCAAGCCGCUGCAAAGCCCCUCAUUCUCGCCAUGCCUAUCGUCGACUCUGGAAGUGUUGGGGCUCUGUCUGGCGCCGAGAAGGCUGCCAUCGCCGACAGCUGGAAGGCCGUCUACUCCAACUACGAGGAGGCGGGCAAGGCCAUCCUCAUCAAGUUCUUCACGUCCAACGCCGGCGUGCAGGACUUCUUCCCAAAGUUCAAGGGGCUCGACUCGGCCGACCAGCUGAGCAAGUCGGCCGCCGUGCGCUGGCACGCCGAGAGGAUCAUCAACGCCGUCAACGACGCCGUGGUGGCCCUGGACGACCCCGAGAAGCUGAGCCUGAAGCUCAAGGCCCUGAGCAAGAAGCACGCCCAGGAGUUCAACGUGGACCCCCAGUACUUCAAGGUUCUGGCUGUUAACAUCCUGGAGGGGGUGUCUUCUGCUAACGGAGGCUUAGGGGACGAGGCUAAAGCAGCUUGGGAGAAAUUCCUCAGCCAAAUCAGCAUCCUGCUGAAAUCCCAGUACUAGAGGCCCUCCGACCAACCGCCAACGUCCUGGAACAUGACAACGAACAGCUGCUCCACGCAAUUUGCUUCCCAUUCGCUAAACUGGCACCGUGGACACCGCCCUCUCUGUGCCGGCAUUUACACAAACAGACCCUGGCCCGAACCAGCGCCCUGACCCACGGUAACUCUGUGGAGCUGGUCCGCAGUGUAUGACAACGCCAAAAUAAAGUGUUUUUUUAAACUGAAA
Molecule: messenger RNA, 786 nt
Organism: Lethenteron reissneri (Far Eastern brook lamprey)
Lineage: Eukaryota; Metazoa; Chordata; Hyperoartia; Petromyzontiformes; Petromyzontidae
Product: globin-like
Biological process (GO): oxygen transport
Molecular function (GO): heme binding; oxidoreductase activity; oxygen binding
Source: RefSeq, a predicted model, not a curated record